GUGAGGCCGCCCGGGGCACUCUGGGAGGACCCUCGGAACCCCGCGCCGACCCACAAGUUGUGAGCCACCCAGAGGCCCCCGCAUGGGUGCAGACUCUUCCUUGCAAGCAGCUCGGAGAAAACCCUGCAGCUGGUUCCAUUGAACAGUUGAGAAAACCCAAGCAAGGGCGAACCGCUCUCUGACCGCGUUCGCGGCCGACCCUGAGAUUGUCGGGGCCAUGGUGGAUCCCACAGUGACAGGCUACCGAAUAGCCGACUUGGCCCGCCAAGCUAGGCUACGGUUCCCACACGCCCCGACGCUCCCGCUGUGCCCUCAGUCCCGGAAGCGGAACUGCCUGCUUGUGAAGGGCGGGACCAGUACGGCCUGCUAUUGGCCGCCAGCGGCAGUGGCGUUCUUCUCCUGCCGCGCGCUGAUUGGCCGCGGGACGUCAACUCUCGAUAUUUGAAUCUGGGGCGGGCUCCGCGGACCACGGUCACGGACGGCCAGAGCCAGAGCUUGUUUGGAAUUACUUCGUCUCGGUUUCUCCAGCUCGGAUUCCUAGCGUGGAGCAGGGGCGGUGCUCCUUCCUUGCGGUAGGCGUCGGCGCGGGCCCAGGGCCCGUCAGCAGUAGGCAGAAUGAGUCUGCAUAUCUUAAAUGACGAAAAUGUCCCCAGUGAAAAGAGUUCAGAAAGCUGUGACUUCCUGUUUUCACAACCGGAACUUACCGGAAGAUCCUCUGUUCUCCGUCUGUCACAGAAAGAAAAUGUACCACCCAGGAACCAGGCCAGAGCCACAAAGGUGACUUUUCAAACACCUCUUCGGGAUCCACAGACACACAGGAUCUUAAGUCCUAAUAUCACCAGCAAACUUGAGACUCCUUUUGCUCUGGAUGAUGAUAUUGGAUUAGAAAACAAUCACUGCGUCUGCUUACAGAAAGAGAAUCAGCUGCCUUUAGCCCUAGUGGAUGAUACACCUGUGCUUCAGAUGGCAGUCGAGAUCCUAAGCGCAGAAGGUGAGGUACAGGAGGGAGUCUUGAAUUCCUCAAGCACUUCAGCUUCCACAAGUUUUCUGGACAGUGAGCUGGUGGCACCUCCUAUUGAACCAGUGCUAGAGCCUUCUCUUCAGGGACCAGAGUCUAUCAUGGAUGACAAACUGGUGGCGCCUCCUGUUGAGCCAGUGAUGGAGCCUUCUCUUCAGGGACCAGAGUCUAUCAUGGAUGACAAACUGAUGGCACCUCCUGUUGAGCCAGUGAUGGAGCCUUCUCUUCAGGGACCAGAGUCUAUCAUGGAUGACAAACUGAUGAUGCCUCCUGUUGAGCCAGUGGUGGAGCCUUUUCUUCAGGGUCCAGAGCCUAUCUCAGAUGACAAACCGAUGGCGCCUCCUGUUGAGCCAGUGCUGGAACCUUCUAAUCAAGGACCAGAGCCUAUCUUGGAUGGUGACCUUGUCCCUCCUGAGCCAGUGCUGGAGCCUUCUAAUCAGGGACCAGAGCCUAUCUUGGAUGGUGACCUUGCCUCUCCUGAGCCAGUGCUGGAACCCUCUCAUCAGGGACCAGAACCUAUCUUGGACCCAAAUGAGGAGAGCUUCAGAGACCCAGCAGAAGUUCUAGGUACUGGCGCUGAAGUGGAUUAUCUGGAGCAGUUUGGAACUUCCUCGUUUAAGGAGUCAGCCUGGAGGAAGCAGUCUUUGUACUUGAAAUUUGAUCCCCUCCUGAAAGAAAGCCCUGUGCGGCCAAUGCCAGUGGUCCCGGUGACAAAUAGUAUACAGGAUGCAGAUGAGUCUAGCUCGGGAAAUCCAGUGGAAGCCAAGCUUGUGGACCUAGAUUUCUUGGGAGCUCUGGAUGUUCCUGUGCCAGGCCCAUCUCUGUGUGUCCUUGAGCCUAGAGGUCUCCUUCCUGCAGAGCCUAUUGUGGAUGUGCUGCGAUACAGCCAGAAAGACCUGGAUGCAUUGGUGAAUGCGACACAACAGGAGAACUUGGAGCUGAGGAGCAAGUAUGAGGACCUCAACACGAAGUACUUGGAGAUGGGGAAGAUCGUGGAUGGGUUUGAGAAGAUUGUGUACAAAUCAAUGGAGGAUGCUGAGAAACAGAAGGAACUCUCAGAAGACAAAAUCAAGAAGGUUCUGAAAGAGAGAGACCAACUUACUGCAGACCUGAACUCUAUGGAAAAGUCCUUCUCUGACCUUUUCAAAAGGUUUGAGAAGCAGAAAGAAGUGAUUGAAGGCUACCGCAAGAAUGAAGAGUCACUGAAGAAAUGUGUUGAGGAAUACAUAGUGAAGGUUGAAAAGGAAGGCCAGAGGUACCAGGCAUUGAAGGCCCAUGCAGAAGAAAAGCUCAAGCAGGCAAAUGAGGAGAUCGCCCAAGUACGUAGCAAGGCCCAAGGAGAGACACUGGCCUUCCAGGCAAGUCUGAGGAAGGCACAGAUGCAGAUCCACUCACUGGAGAAGACUGUAGAACAGAAGACUAAAGAAAAUGAUGAGCUGACCAGGAUCUGUGAUGACCUCAUCUCUAAGAUGGAGAAGAUCUGACUGCAGCAGGCCAUCACCAACCCUCUGUUUGCCCGUUUCUUUGUCUGUAUGAUUUGUCUCUUGUGUGUGAUCUUUAACCCCUGUUCAUUUCUAAGUUAAAUUACUUUGAAGACUAAAGUUUAAUUUCAAACUCAAAA
Messenger RNA from Peromyscus eremicus (cactus mouse), 2639 nucleotides. It is a transcript of the gene Tacc3, whose product is annotated as transforming acidic coiled-coil containing protein 3. The transcript has 15 exons. Bases 616 to 2502 code for a protein of 628 amino acids. The record is from RefSeq and is a predicted model, not a curated record. Gene Ontology annotation, biological process: cerebral cortex development; mitotic spindle organization; cell population proliferation. Gene Ontology annotation, cellular component: cytoplasm. Lineage: Eukaryota; Metazoa; Chordata; Mammalia; Rodentia; Cricetidae.